AUGACGCGGCGUUCCGUUGAUCUGGCGACCGAGCUCGGCGAAUCUUUCUAUCUUCCACCAUGUGGUUUGAGUCUUGACAUCCUUGGUACAUUGAAAAACUCGGCCGGUCUACAGCUGCACCCUCGGCAUACAACACCACGACAAGAUGGGGCGCUGCUCAACAUAGUGUCAACUGGCUACGUUGCUUGUGGUGGCCACUCAGGCGACGCUGUGGUCAUGGCACAAACCAUUCACGAGUUGGUCGCCAUGGGCAAAGCAAUAGGGGCGCACCCGUCUUAUCCAGAUAUUUUCGGAUUCGGUCAGGUAACACCAAGCAAUCUCGACAAUGACCAACUGUUUUCUGUGCUCGUAUCCCAAUUGGGGAGUGUCUGCGCUUUGGCAAAGGCUGCGGGGACUCAGAUCCAGGCCGUGAAAUGCCACGGCGCGCUCGCAUUCGAUGUUGCCUACAAACCAGAAGUGACCAUUACAAUGGCUCGCGCCAUGCUUCAAGUGGACAGUAGCAUGGCCCUCGUCAUCUUUGCGGGAAGUAAGGGGAUUGAGGCUGCCUGCGGAUGCGGCAUUCGCGUGAUCCGAGAAGCCUAUGUAGAUAGGCGGUAUGAUAUCAAUGGCAGAAUCCUCAACCGCAAGCUGCCUGGCGCCCUGAUCGUGGAUGCUAAAGAAGCCGUGGAGCAAGCAAUAUCCAUUAUUCUACGCGGCCGUGUUCUUGCGGAGGAUGGCGAGUGGAUUGAUCUUGCUGCAGAUUCUCUAUGCCUUCAUGCAGACACCCCCGGCUCAAGAACGAUUGCCGAGAAACUACAAGUCGCAUUAAGUGAGGCUUGUAUUGUCGUCAAAGCUGCUUAG
Messenger RNA from Pestalotiopsis fici W106-1, 840 nucleotides. RefSeq lists its product as uncharacterized. The record is from RefSeq and is a predicted model, not a curated record. Gene Ontology annotation, biological process: carbohydrate metabolic process. NCBI's taxonomy places the organism in Eukaryota, Fungi, Ascomycota, Sordariomycetes, Amphisphaeriales, Sporocadaceae. The transcript has a single exon. Bases 1 to 840 code for a protein of 279 amino acids.